Laccaria bicolor S238N-H82 is the source of this 315-nucleotide messenger RNA. RefSeq lists its product as uncharacterized. Bases 1 to 315 code for a protein of 104 amino acids. The record is from RefSeq and is a predicted model, not a curated record. NCBI's taxonomy places the organism in Eukaryota, Fungi, Basidiomycota, Agaricomycetes, Agaricales, Hydnangiaceae. The transcript is spliced from 6 exons.
AUGAAGAGGAAUAAUGAUGGCUCUAGUGUCAUGUCUGGAACAGCUGAGAAUGUUUCAAUUCUUUUCAAAAAUGUGCAUAAUUAUAGAUCAACAGCAAGGUGCAUCAACCUGCCAUUAGGAGGAAGAAGUGCAUUGUAUCCUAUAAUUCCUACAAGACAUAAAUUAUGUCUAUAUAUGGACAUAAGGUGUCCCAGACAUGGCACCAGAGCCUUGUGCACCAACUUCAAGAACGCAACCACAAACAGGAUUCUCGAUUAUUUAGAAUUUGGCAACAAAGUUCGUCAAGCUCACAGGCAAAAGCGGGUGACUUCAUGA